AUGGUUCAUAACAAUUUAGAGAAAAAAAGAAAAAAGAAAUUAAUAAGGACGGAUCAAGAGACUGUGAUAAUAAAUGCAACCUGCGUGUGGGCUGGUGGUAUUCCUGAUGUCCGCUUUCAGAAUGACCAAAACCAGAAUAUUAUCCCAAAAGAGCUACUAAGCUAUGAUGUCAGUAAAGGAAAUGUAGAAAGUCUUGUUGACAAGCUCUUUCCAGACCAUGGACCAGAUCCCAAAAUAUUUGAUUUUGUCUUUAAAGAUGGCAACCAUUUUGUAUCUUUCUGGAAUGGUUUUUGCAUAGAUGGAAACCUAUAUGUGGAAAUACCUGAUGGAAAUCUUCCUGCUGGAAGCAGAGAGUGUUUUGUGGCUCUGUUGGAAUAUGCAGAAGAAACUCUUGGUAUUAAAGCUAUGUUUCUUUGUAUACCAAAAACAAGAGAUGAUCGAGCUGAGAUACUGAGAACAUUCAUGUUUAUUGGGUUUGAAAUUGUCCAUCUCAAGUUUUGUUCAUUUUUGCCACCAAAUGACAAAUUUAUUUUUAUGGCUUAUUCAUUGGAAUGAUGCGUGGCAUUUUGUCAUGUGGGAGAACGUCAUCAUUAAUUGCUUCAUUUGAAGUUUUCUUUUUCAUUUAAUUUUUAAUCGAUGCGUGGAAAUGAUUUUUGUUUAAAUGUAAUUUCUCCGACAGUGUUGAAUAAUUCAGAACCCUUUACUAAUGCCAGAAGUAAUGAUUUUUGCAUGGUUUGUUAUUGUAUCAAUUGCUCAUUGAUUUUACCUCGAAGAAAAAUAUCUACCAUGAAGUGGCAGUGCAAGUCAUAUGACAUUUGAAAACAAAACUUCUUUGCUUUGAUUUAACCUGAAUGAUAUUGUUGUUUUUGUGACGUAGAUUUGUUUGUUUUUCAGACAUAUAAUGAAGGUCGGUUUUCAUUACAUGUUGUACAACAAAGGCAACGCAAGCGAUGUUGUGCAACAAAUGUUGUAGAGAUAGAUUUUUUUCUACCUCGACAACAGUUGCACAACAUCUGUGUUGCACAACAUCUGUGUUGCACAGCACUUCCUGACUUUAAUAAUGGAAAGCGACCUUAAGGAAUGAUUUUAUUUGCAUGUUGCAUGUUUUUAAUUUUUGUAUUUUCCUAACAUGAUUUAUCUUACUAAAAAAUACAAUUAAUAAAAAACGUAAUUCUCUUUGGC
Messenger RNA from Hydractinia symbiolongicarpus, 1182 nucleotides. Its product is annotated as ornithine decarboxylase antizyme 2-like. Gene Ontology annotation, biological process: positive regulation of protein catabolic process. Lineage: Eukaryota; Metazoa; Cnidaria; Hydrozoa; Anthoathecata; Hydractiniidae. The transcript has 5 exons. Gene Ontology annotation, cellular component: cytoplasm; nucleus. Gene Ontology annotation, molecular function: ornithine decarboxylase inhibitor activity. The record is from RefSeq and is a predicted model, not a curated record. Bases 1 to 555 code for a protein of 184 amino acids.